GGACACCGCGUCCGCCGCGGUCCCUGGGAGUGUGGGCAGGGCUGCAGGGGCUUCCGCGAGCUCGGCCUCGCCCACCUCGGGAGGAAAAGCAGGGGAGGCCCCGGCGCCCGCCGGCCCAGGCGGUGGAGCGCAGAGCACGCCGCGCCGUCCGGUCGCCGCGCCGGCCAGCUUCGGGCGGCGGCGCCCUCCCUGCCGGGCGCACGCGACCGUCGAGCGGGAGCCUCGCGGCGGCCUCCAGCGCCCAGCCCCGGGGAAUGCGGCGGCCCCCGGCCUCUGGCGCCCCUCGGUGUCUUGGCUGGGCUUCCUCGCUCGUCUGCUCCGUGGCCUCGACGCUCCCGGGCCCCCCGAUGGCGGCGAAGUGGUUCAAGGAGUUCCCGCUGACUCUGAAGACCGCGUCGGAGCGCGCCAGGCCCGGGGGCGCCGGUGGCAAGCCGCGCAAGAACUCGGAGACCGGCGGCGCGGCGCCCACCCCGGGAAAGGGCCGCAAGAACUCGGCGGCCGAGAUGGGAGGCAGCAGGGCGGCCAGCGGCCCCCCCAAGGACAGCCGGUUGUCCCGGGACAGCCUGCAGGGUCUGAUCCAGGCCGCGGCAGGCAAAGGCCGUAAGAACUCCCGGGUCACCGCCGCCGCUACGGCCACCACCGCCGAGGAGGAGCCCCAUCGGGCUGCGGUGGCCAAGAGCACGGGCUGCAGCACCUAUAUCAGUAGGCUCAUCAAGGUGGACACGCAGGAGAAGAAUGGUAAGAGUGGCUACCCGGGCGGCGGCAGCACCAGUGGCUCCGGCAGCUCUUCUUCUUCCGCGUCCUCUUCCCCAUCCUCCCUGGGCCCCGAGCUGGACAAAGGCAAGAUAAUGAAACAGCAUGACAUGGUCAUCAUUUUAGAAGAUUAUGCUGACCCAUAUGAUGCCAAACGUACAAAAGGUCAAAGGGAUGCAGAGAGAAUGGGUGAAAAUGAUGGCUACAUGGAGCCCUACGAUGCACAGCAAAUGAUAACAGAAAUCAGACGCCGUGGCUCCAAAGACCCCCUGGUGAAAGCCCUGCAGCUACUGGAUGGCCCAUGUGAGCCAGGGGACACCAUGAAGGCAGAGGCCACAGCCAAGAGACGCAGCUCCAAGGACCUUCUGGGGAAGCCGCCACAGCUCUAUGACACCCCAUACGAGCCCUCAGAGGCCAGCCAGCGGGUGGCAGACAGCAGGCUGCCAGAGGAGGAUGACCGGCCUGCUGCCGAGUAUGAGCAGCCCUGGGAAUGGAAGAGGGAGCAGAUCGCACGAGCCCUGUCGGUCCAGUUUGAAGGAUCUGAUCGACCUCAAGGCAAAGAAGAGGCAGGGAGACAGUACCACUGGCAGAAGACCUUGAAACCAACCCUUUCAGAUCACGGUGAUGGGGAGAAGGUGGACCCAGGCCUGGCCCUGGAAAAGCAGCCUUGGUAUCAUGGCACCAUUUCCCGAGCUGAGGCUGAGAGCCGACUCCAGCCCUGCAAAGAAGCUGGUUACCUGGUCCGAAACAGUGAAUCAGGGAACAGUAGGUACUCCAUUGCACUGAAGACUAGUCAAGGGUGUGUCCACAUCAUAGUGGCUCAGACAAAAGACAACAGAUACACUCUGAAUCAGACCAGUGCUGUGUUUGAUAGCAUCCCUGAAGUGGUACACUAUUAUUCCAGCGCGAAGUUGCCUUUCAAAGGGGCAGAACACAUGACCCUACUCCACCCCGUGCACAAGCCUCAUUAAGGUCCAGCCAGCAAGAGCCCCGGCACCUGAAAGGGCAUCAGCACCCACCAUCGUCACGUGGAAAGGACUCUUCUACUGUAGACCAGGAGUCAGGCACUUAGAAGUCAAACAGUCUGUGGCCUUAGCUCCAGGGCACGUGGUUCUGAUCUGUUCUCCCUCUCCCUGCCAGGCAGCUCUGCUGUAUGAAACAUCACUUGCCCGUUGCCUUCUCUCUUGGAGUAGGAGUUCUGUUUGGGGUGAGACCCUUAGGAAAGGCAGGUCCAGAGCUCAGGAACUCUGAACUUGUGCCGGGGUGCCUGGCCUCUGGACCACAUGGGCUGGAAGAUCCUGCAGCAUGAGCUGCUCAUGGGGAAGUGGAUGGACAGUGGGAAAUGGGAACAAUGGACAGGAAAGCUGCCUUUCUCUGUGUCCUGCCACAGCUGUGGCCUUCACACAGAUCUACAGCCUGAGAACUACACUACAGGGCUGUGUGGUUGUCGGCCUUCCUGAGACUGGUAUUUGCUUUCUUGCUUUCUCUCAUUUUUUCAGAGUCAGUACUAUGAGCAAAAACUGGAGGAUCCCAGAUUAAAGUGUUACUGCCAUAAUCAAGCAAUGGCAUCUCUUACAUGAUUCUGAUUAUUACCAAGUGUACUCCAAAGAUUUGGUUUCCGAUUUUUAAAAAAACUUUACAGAGUUCAACGACUGUUUUGUUAUUGGAUAAUUACACAGCACUUCAGACAUCUUUUUUUUUUCUCUUUGUGCAUUUUAGUUGCAGGGAAUCAUCUUUAGGUUUUUUUACUAAAAUUAGAUUUGCUUUGUAAUUUUAGCAAAUUAAUAUUUACAACAAAAUUGGGAUCCAGUUGUAUGAACUGGAAAUAUCCCCCCUUAUGUACAGAACAAACCAAUGUUGUAUCUUACAGAAGCACUUUGAAAGACACUGAGGUGCUCUGUACUGCUCUAACGUGAUAUGUCAUUGUCUGUUUAUGCUUGUGAUCUGUCUGUUGUGGGCAGUCUCAUGGGAGUGGUGUGCCAUGGGUAGACAUGAUGGGUGGCGGGCUGAACCAGAACUGGAUGAACAUUUCUUGCUCAGGUUUGUAAACUGGGUCUCAAGACUGUUCCCGAGACAAUUCACUGACCAAGCUCGGGUGGAAAGUGAGUACUUGUCACUUCUUUCAGAUGCACAAGAAAUACUGACCUGGCCAGACUUCUUAGGAGAACACAGCUUCAUACUCAGCUUCCUCACUGUCUGAUGGACACAUGGGUAGACUUUUCUCCUGCUUCAGUGAAGAUCUUAGCCAAAGGGUUGUGUGAUAUUUUGCUUUUAAACGUUGAAAAGGACUUUUUCUCAGUGGAACAGUGUUCUUCACAGAGGCUGCUCUCACAGUACUGAUGGUUGUUUUGGCCCCCGUGUGUGUAGUACAGGGCAUUUCGUGUUAAAACUUUCAGUAGCCACAGUUCCAAUCCCAUCCAGCAAAUGUUUAUUAUCAUUUAUUACCUUCUAUAUGUGCAUUGUUCGCUGUGUUAAACCUGUUUCUAGGUCAUCAUUCUAGCCAUGGAGCCUUAUUUUUGGCUUAGCCUUCCUUACUCUUCAAAGGAAUGCUUUGAGAAUUAAUGCUAAGAGAAUUAUAAACGCUUCUGUGUGGCAGGAUUUGGGCCCACACCCAGCGACUCUGAUGAACGCAGGCCUGGCAUGUCAUUGUCACCCAGGCUUCUCCGUGUGCCCAGUGUGUUCCCUCUAUAUUUGCUUUACAUGACUGAAAAUGGAGGAAACAGUUUAUAUACAGUCUAGUCUUCACAGUAGGGGGGUGGGGGUUAUAAAAGGAAAAGUGUCAUACAUUAGUGGAAGGAGCAUGUUAAAGCUGCUGUUUUCUUCCUAGGUUGUGACACAGGAGACAGAAGCCAGGGAGCUCACAGCUGGGAGGUGGCAUAUGGUGCCCUAUGUUCUAAAACAGCAGGUCCCAGCAGAAAGUCCUAACCAUCACUGGUCAGCCUGGGCCAGCUGAGCGCGAGCUCUGAGGCUUGUCCUCCUAGCUCCAGAUGCUUGGGGUCCUUGUUAUUUACUCCUGGUAAACAUAUAUUUCUGUUAUCUUCAUUCCUUUGAAUUGAUUCUGUCUCCCAGAAAAAAAAAUUUUUUUUCUAGAAAAAUUGUCUUUUGGUGAACCCUCCAGAUGCCUUGAACAUCUGUAGCAUUUAUAGAGCUGUCCUUUUGUUCUUUAGAAACACUUCUUUUUAAAGACUGCUCUGUUCCAGGUCACUGACUUUGACAGGGAUCCCUGAGAACGGAGGGCACCUGUAAGUGGCAGAGGCAAGAGUUCAAAACUAGCUUGGGCAACAGAGUGAGAGUGUCUCCAAAAAGAAAACAGAAAGGCAAAUGAUUUCUCUAUUUUCUGUGGUAGCAUAGCAGUUUCUAUCAGGAUAUGUUUUAACAACUUCUGGUGGCACAGGCCAGCAGGAUAUGCUGAGCGGGUGGGGAUGGGAGGAUCCUGACUUUGAGCUUCCUCCUAGGUUCCACCUUAGGAGUAGAGAGACAUGGCUCAGAGGUUGAAAACACUUGCUGCUCUUCAGUUCCCAGCGCCCACAUGCCGCCCAGUUCCAGGGCCUCUGCCGCCCUCUUCUGGCAUAUAAGGGCCCGGACAUGUACAUGGUUCACACAUCUGUAUACAAACAUUCAUGCACAUAAACUCUUUUCUUAAACAUCUGUAUACAAACAUUCAUGCACAUAAACUCUUUUCUUAAACAUCUGUAUACAAACAUUCAUGCGCAUAAACUCUUUUCUUAAACUUGAAUACAGGAAUAGAAUACUGAGAUUUUAGGGCGUAUGCUCAAAGGUGGUAAAUACCCAAGUGUCCUUUCGGUUACUGAGAGAGUUUACUAUGCACCUAUAAGAACGGCCUUUAUCCUUGGCCAGUUAGAGUCUGCCUCUGCUGUGCUGGAGUUGAGUGCCUGGCCUCUGCCACAGGAAGGCAAGCUGGGCAGAGAGCCUGGCGGCAGAGGCGGCUUCUCCUAGAGCAGGUCCUACUUUAACAGUUCUUGUUUGUUGUUUGGGUUGUUACCAGUGUUCCCCCUCAGUGCCUCGCCUUUGCUAUUGGGCAGAUCUCAAUGUUUAAUUCAAGAACAAAUGUUAGACCCUAAUCGCUUAUUAAAUGAGUCUGUCCCUUCUGCUAAUGCCCUUUUAAGUUAGCAGUUAAUGUCUUAUUUUUCCUUGCCUCUGUCAAGAAGCCAGUGCAUUCUAGACUUCAUGCCUCCUCUACAUGCUUGAUACUGGGAUUUCACUGAUCCCUUCUUGGACCUCACGACCGUUGGUUGUCUUUCUGUCUUCUGUAGCCAGCUCCAGUUCAGCCUUAAACUCCCAUAAAAUCGCUCUUCUCAUUGCCACUUCUCAGGUCCCACUAACUUAGCCUUGGAGAAAUUUGACCAGCUGUGAGCCUUUCCUUAAUUUAGCCUCCCUUCUUGGCCGAGCCUAUGUAAUGAAAGAUGGUGUGCUACUGCCAUCUACUGAGACAAGAAAAAACUGCAGUUGAGAAGUAAGGUGCACAUUUCAGGUAGUUUGUCUAAAGGAUUUCUGACAUAGUCCAUAAAUGAAAAUAAACAAUGCCACAGCAGUUGCUUUUUUUAAGUGUGCCAUUUCCCACAUAAAUGGUGGUUUGACUCCUAGUAUGACAAUCACCAUGAGGCCCUGGACCCAGGCUGGGUCAUAUAGUUCACAAUAUUAAUUCUGUUUUUGAAGACUGUGCUGUCAACGCAUCAUUGUCAAGUUAAUAGCUGUUCCAUGUGUUCUCAGGAGGAUUUGACAUUUUAAAUAUCAAUUAAUAUGUUGUUUUAACUUUUUUGAAAUAUUUCAGAGAGUGUAAUGCAGGUGCCUUGGCAAAUCCUAUUGUAGCAUACAUUUUUGGUCCUCUUUCACUGGCCAGUGUAGCUGUGUGCUUUCCGGAAGAUGGUUAACUCUGAAAUGUUACUUUCAAUAAAUGCUUUGCCAGGAAAA
Meriones unguiculatus (Mongolian gerbil) is the source of this 5685-nucleotide messenger RNA. RefSeq names its product Src homology 2 domain containing E (gene She). The record is from RefSeq and is a predicted model, not a curated record. Lineage: Eukaryota; Metazoa; Chordata; Mammalia; Rodentia; Muridae. The coding region runs from base 255 to 1724 and encodes 489 amino acids. The transcript is spliced from 6 exons. Gene Ontology annotation, molecular function: phosphotyrosine residue binding.